Parnassius apollo (apollo) is the source of this 261-nucleotide messenger RNA. Lineage: Eukaryota; Metazoa; Arthropoda; Insecta; Lepidoptera; Papilionidae. The record is from the annotation of a GenBank genome assembly.
AUGUCUUAUGAAGGAAAUGAACGUCGGCUACAAGAACUAUUAGAAAACUGCUCAAGUGCUAGCUCCUGUGACUCCGAGAGCGAAGAAGAAAUUGAUAACGUUUCUCAGAGAAGUGAAGAAAGUGAUUCCGAACAAGAGGGUAAUUUGGAUAAUUUGGAAGAGCCGGAAUCUGUGCCGGCGUCUAAUAGUCAGUCGGCUGAGGUACAAAAUGGUCAAAAGAUUGUCCUAGACAAAGCGUUCGAGUUCGAUCUGAGAAUAUAA